CCCUGUGGUUGGCGGCCUUGUCCUCGGUCCAAGGGUAUAAGGCUACCUCACCGGGCCAAGGGAACACAGAUGGAAAAGAGAGAGGCCAUUAUGUCCCCUUGGAGCCCAGAGCGAAGCCAGAGCCCGGGAGGUCUGAGCUCCCAUCUUUCUAGAACACUGCUCCUGCUGCUGUUAUUCGUGGCCUCAGCCCAGGGGGUCACCCUGGACCGUGACACCUGCCUGGUGUUCCCGUCCAGCAACGGCAGCUCCGUCUCCUGCCACCCACCUGCCAAACUCCCUCACCGCUUCCCUUCCGACACCGUCCACCUGGUGGUGGAGUUCUUCAACCUCACCCAGCUUCGGGCUGACACCCUCCAGGGCGUCUCUAACCUCCAGGAGUUGCACCUCUCCACCAACCAGCUGGAGAGCCUCUCGCCCAAGCUCUUGCUGCCGGUGCCUCUGCUGAAAGUGCUCGACCUGACCCGCAAUGCCCUGACCCAUCUGCCCCCCGGCCUGUUCCGGGUCUCGGCUGCUCUCCACACCCUGGUACUGAAGGAAAACCGGCUGGACGUCCUGGAGCCCUCAUGGCUGUGCGGGCUGAAAGCCCUGGGGCAUCUGGACCUGUCCGGGAACCACCUCCAGACACUGCCCCCCGGGCUGCUGGCCAACUUCACCGCCCUGCGCAUCCUUGACCUCAGUAAUAACCAGUUGAAGACUCUGCCCCCUGACCUCCUGAGGGGCCCCCUGCAGUUGGAAAGGCUGCAUCUGGAGGGCAACAGGUUGCAAGUGCUUGAAGAGGGGCUCCUGGCACCCCAGCCAGGCCUGCGCUACCUUUUCCUGAGUGACAACAAGUUGGCCACGGUGGCUGCCGGUGCCUUCCGAGGUCUGCAGCAGCUGGACAUGCUUGACCUCUCCAACAACUCGCUCACCAGCGUGCCCAAGGGGCUCUGGACAUCCCUGGGGCAGCCCACCCGGGACAUGGAGGACGGCUUUGACAUCUCUGGUAACCCCUGGAUCUGUGAUCACAACCUGGACGACCUCUAUGGGUGGCUUGUGGCCAACAAAGACAAGAUGUUCUCCAGGAACGACACCCGCUGCGCUCGGCCCGAACCCUUGAAGGGCCAGACGCUCCUAGAAGCAGCCGAGUCACACUGAGGCUGAGGCCUGGGGCUGCGGUGGGGAGACGGGCCUGGCAGGACGCUGCAUGCUCCUUGGCAAAUCAUUCACCUUCAGCUUUCCGGAGCUGCUGGGGCUGGCUUGGCUCACGCUUCCUAAAACACACCGUGGGCUCUCUGGCCUCCUUGUACCCUCUUCCAAGAAUCUUUCCUGGGGGCACCUGGCUGGCUUAGCUGGUAGGGCAUGCAACUCUUCAUCUCAGGGCCCCACACUGGGAAUGGAGCCUACUUAAAAAAAAAAAAAAAAAAAAAAGAAUGUCUCCCUAUUUUCCAGAUCUCCUGGUCUCCAGGCUCCCCCAGGCCUCCCGCUGGCCAAGCCCUGGCCACGCUGGGUUGUCUCUAUCUGGCUCUGCUCCCCCACUUCAGGGGGCUCUCCAAAUGCAGGGACUGGGACUGGGUUCCCUGGUAGCCAGCAUCUCUCAGUUUGGAGACGGACCUGAGGGGUUAAUAAGUGUGGAAUGGGAUUGGACUAUUGGAAUUCACUGUGUUCCCAGCAUCUCCGAGGUUCUCUUCUUAGUCCUCCAGAGGAAGGAGAAGGAAAGAAGAGGCCUGAUCCAGGGUCUGGGGUGUAGGACGUGAGCUUCCAAAGGGAUAACAGUUGGGAUCUGAUGGCCCUCGGCUUCUCCUCUCCCUCCCCCCAUCCAGGACUUAACUGGAAAUAAAACUCUGACCAUUG
Messenger RNA from Nyctereutes procyonoides (raccoon dog), 1830 nucleotides. RefSeq names its product leucine rich alpha-2-glycoprotein 1 (gene LRG1). The coding region runs from base 70 to 1134 and encodes 354 amino acids. Gene Ontology annotation, molecular function: protein binding. The record is from RefSeq and is a predicted model, not a curated record. The transcript has 2 exons. NCBI's taxonomy places the organism in Eukaryota, Metazoa, Chordata, Mammalia, Carnivora, Canidae. Gene Ontology annotation, cellular component: plasma membrane.